Molecule: messenger RNA, 1273 nt
Organism: Vespula pensylvanica (western yellowjacket)
Lineage: Eukaryota; Metazoa; Arthropoda; Insecta; Hymenoptera; Vespidae
Gene: ics
Product: ras suppressor protein 1
Exons: 8
Coding region: 72-923 (283 amino acids)
Molecular function (GO): protein binding
Source: RefSeq, a predicted model, not a curated record
CGACAAAGUGAUUACAUAUGGUUUUAUUUAAAGCUUUCUGACGUGUGUGUGCGGAAACGAUUGCGCGCGCAAUGAAUCAAGCACCAGUAUCGUGUAUUCCUGCGGGGAAGAUGUCAAAGGCGAAAAAAGUGCUCGAUGAAGCAAGAGAGAUCCAAAAUCCUGAACUGGAUCUCGUCGACAAGGGCAUUGCAUCGUUCGAGGAGAUGCCAGGAUUACUUAAUAUGAUCAAUGUGACCAGAUUAUCAUUGAGCCAUAAUAAAAUACAAGAGGUACCUCCAGGAUUGGCUAAUUUAGUCAAUUUGGAAAUAUUGAAUCUUUUUAACAAUCAUAUCACCGAAUUGCCUAUAUCUUUAUCUCAGAUGCCGAAACUAAGAAUCCUUAAUGUAGGGAUGAACAGAUUAGAUAUUUUACCUCGUGGAUUUGGUGCUUUUCCAGUACUAGAAGUUUUGGAUCUAACUUAUAACAAUCUCAGUGAAAAGAAUUUACCUGGAAAUUUUUUUAUGAUGGAAACAUUAAGAGCUCUUUAUCUGGCUGAUAAUGAUUUUGAGUAUCUACCACCUGAAAUUGGACAAUUAAAGAAUCUUCAGAUUCUUGUAUUAAGAGAAAAUGAUUUAGUGGAAUUACCAAAGGAAAUUGGGGAAUUAAGUCGUUUAAGAGAAUUGCAUAUACAAGGAAAUCGCUUAACUGUUUUACCUCCAGAAUUGGGAAACUUGGAUCUAGUGAGCAAUAAAGCUGUAUUUAGAAUGGAAUUUAAUCCUUGGGUAACACCAAUUGCUGAUCAAUUACAAGUCGGUAUAUCUCAUGUAAUAGAUUACAUUCGUUCGGAAACAUAUAAAUACGUUUACAGUCGACAUCAAAGCGCUAAAGGACCGCCACCUCCAAUCGAGAAUGAUAAAAGCAAAAAAAUUUCACGUGCUCGUUGAUAUUACAAAUAUUUGAUACGCUUAAAGAUUUAACGCUAAAGAUAAUGAUUUUAAUUCAUUCACUGCCAUUAAUCACGUACAUACAAUGAUAAAAUACUGUAAUAAAAAUCAGAGACGCUAGUGCCUUAUCUAUUUUUUAUAUGAUAUUAUUAAUUAUAUUUUUUAAUGCUAUAUAGAGGAUUCACGUAUUUAUUAAGCGUAAUACAAAAAUAUACAAGAGAGUGUAUACAAAAUGUAUAAAUAUAAUUCGAAUAACGUUAUUAUUGUAUGGCUUUAAAUGCGACUAAUGUAAAUAAGAGAUAUUGUAUAUUUUAUAAAAUAAAAUAUAUCUUACCGAUUUAAAGAACGAA